ACCCACGAGAACAUAACCUACCGAUUUGUCGUGUGUUUGAACCUCGUCCCACCCCUUUCGCCAAGCGUUGGGAGUCUGAGAUCGAGCUUUAACCUUGGCUUGUUUUUGCUGCUUGUCAGUGUAACGCGGUGGCCACAGUAGAAAUGAAGACGGUUACCUUUGUCUCGCUAUGCUUGAUUCUGGGGCUAUUGGAAGGAUUGGAAGUGUCUGGUACAGGGGCAUGCUUCUCUUAUUUUGAAUUCACAUGCGACGAUGGAAGCUGCAUCACCAAAUCCUGGAGAUGCAACGGCGCAAUUGAUUGCAAGUCUGGUUCUGACGAGAGAGGUUGUCCAACAAAGCCGGGGCUCGCACCCACUACUAUACCAACACCGGCAUGUGGUUCGGAUUUCUUUUAUUGUCCAUACAACAAAAAACCUUGCCUCCCACGAGCAUGGGCCUGUGAUGGUAUUCCGUAUUGCAUUGAUCCAUCAGGAAAUGCUACGGACGAGUUUCCGUUGAACCCCAACUGCACAGAUCCUGCUGCAACAGUCGCGCCUGUUACCCUGCCACCGGCAUCGUCCAUACAGUGGCACAAUUGUUCAAGCCCAAGCUUCGAGUAUGCAAUUCUUUACAGCGGAAAGACGAGCUUCAGCCAGGCUGAAACGCACUGCAGAGCUGUGGGAGGGCACAUUGCAACACCACAUACAACAACUGAGGAUAGGUGUAUAAGCAACCUCAGGAAAGCCGUGAACAGCAGCAAGGUGUGGCUUGGCAUCCGCCACUUCAGCAACAUCGGUUGGCGUAGCGUCGAGACGAACACCACACUCAAACACUAUAGCGGCUUUCACCCUGGGCUCCCGGUACUUGUCCGCCAAAUGUGCGCUAUGCAGCACGGUUCAGGGUUAUGGAAUCAAUUUCCUUGCGACAACGCAUACGGAACUCAUAUCGUAUGCCAGCGACAAGUCAAUGAUGCAGCACAGCCCGCCAAUUUCACACUAUCACCAACGACUGCAGUGGAAUGGGAAGAGUGCACGGACUUAAAUGGGAGGUUUAAUAGAGGGAUCCAACAUAUGAGUGCAAGUCGAACACAUUACAAAGACUACACCCUGCUGCACACUGGAAACGUGACCUUCGCAAAGGCCAGGGCACUUUGCGAGAAAGCCGGAGGCCACCUUCCUCAGCCGGUGGAUGGUUUUGACAAUAGCUGCGUCUUUCUUCGGAGCAAUUACGCACCUAUAUGGCUCGGGGUGAAGAGCAUGGAUGGAGAAUGGAAUGCUAUCGAUGCAAGAAAUGCAACACAAUCCAGUGAGUCCACACUACCAUACACCAACUGGCGCUACGGAUACCCCAAGAACAUGACGGCAGAAUCGUGCGCCGUGAUGCAUGGAUACCGGUCGCUUCAUGAGUGGACGAGUCGUGCCUGCGAUGAUGUGAUUGUUCAGCACGUCGUCUGUCAGCGAAACGGGAGGCUAAAUCCAAGACAUCAUGCGUAUUCGCCACCGAAGAACACGACGGAAGAAUGGAAAGAGUGCACGAUAGGUGCAAAGCAAACCCAUUACAAAGACUACGCCCUGCUGUACACUGGAAACUCGACCUUCGCAGAGGCCCGCGCACUUUGCGAGAAAGCCGGAGGCCAACUUCCUCAGCCGGCAGAUUAUCUGGACAAUCAUUGCGUCUAUCUUCAGAGCAAACACGUGCCCAUAUGGCUCGGGGUGAAGAGCAUGGACGGAGAAUGGAAUGCUAUCGGCGCAGGAAAUGAAUCGCAAUACACGAAUUCCACGCAAUUAUACACCUAUUGGCGGCAUGGUUACCCCAAGAACGCGACCAGCGCACCGUGCGCCGUGAUGCAUGGAUACGAGUUUGACGCCCGCUGGACAAAUCACCCCUGCGAUGACGUCAUUGUUCAGCACGUCGUCUGUCAGCGAAACGGGAGGUUAAAUCCAACACAUCACUCGUACGUGCCACCGAAGACGACGGCGACGACAGCGCCACCCACGACUGUGCCGAGGACGACUGUACCGAGGACGACUGUACCGAGGACGACUGUACCGAGGACGACUGUACCGAGGACGACUGUACCGAGGACGACUGUACCGAGGACGACUGUACCGAGGACGACUGCACCGAGGACGACUGUACCAAGGACGACUGUACCGAGGACGACUGUACCGAGGACGACUGUACCGAGGACGACUGUACCGAGGACGACUGUACCAAGGACGACUGUACCGAGGACGACUGUGCCGAGGACGACUGUGCCGAUGACGACUGUACCAAGGACGACUGUACCGAGGACGCCUGUACCGAGGACGACUGUACUGAGGGGGACUGGACCGAGGAGGACUGCACCUAUGACGAAAAGCCCAGCCCCGCCACCGGCGCCACCCAAGACUGUACCCAGGAGGACUGUACAGGUUACGACUGUACCCAGGAGGACUGUAGAGGUUACGACUGUACCGAUGACCAACAGCCCAACUCUACCACCGGUCACGGAGCAAGGGGCAGCAGCGUCAUCACCAAAGACGAAAUUCAUCGUGACCGGCGCAGUGACGGGCUUCGUUGUGCUUGCAAUCUGCACUCUCUUCUUCGUUUCCAAGUCAAACAGUAUGCGGCGCUAUCUUGGAAUGAAGGACAAAGUAGAGGUGGACAAUGUGAGCAUGGGUGUCGUCUCCAUGCAAACAAUAGUCAACUGAAAGCUGAAUCUGCCGAGCGCCCAGUGGUGCGGACUUCAGCUGGACUCUUGUGAAGCCGGUCGUGCAGAAAGCGGUGUAUGCAGUGUUCCGCAGAGGGUACUGCAGGUUUGGGCUUUCUCGGCUUGACGAGCUUCUAUUUUUUGUUUUGUUUUUUUGUUUUUUGUUUGUUUGUUCAUUCCUUGCUACCCAUCCCAAUGUAGUGAUAAAUAUUGGCUGAGAGAGUAUUUAAUAUCGUAGAUUGCAAUGUGCCCGUACGAUUUUUUUGAUCUCGUGCGUGUUUUUGCUUUUUUGUUUCCAACACGCGUUGUUCAUUGUUCUACUACUCCGACUUUCUCUUUUCAAUGUUCUAUGCUAUGGUCCGAUAGGCAGCAAUCUGUGCAAGUAUGUCAAUAUCCUAUCCUAUUCUCUAUGGUACUCUUGAUC
Molecule: messenger RNA, 3095 nt
Organism: Sycon ciliatum
Lineage: Eukaryota; Metazoa; Porifera; Calcarea; Leucosolenida; Sycettidae
Exons: 14
Coding region: 144-2672 (842 amino acids)
Molecular function (GO): protein binding
Source: RefSeq, a predicted model, not a curated record